Molecule: messenger RNA, 1214 nt
Organism: Caenorhabditis auriculariae
Lineage: Eukaryota; Metazoa; Nematoda; Chromadorea; Rhabditida; Rhabditidae
Source: the annotation of a GenBank genome assembly
AUGAACCUCCUGACCGGACUCGGAUUUGGGCUCGCCUUGAUUUGUAUGACGUCAGCUGGAGCAAUCCCGAAACCGGGACAAGAACUUCGCCCCGACAACAUCUACGAUCGCUUCGCCCAGAAGCUGCGGGAUCUCAGCCAGCAAUACGAGGAACGAGGCCGGAAAGAGCCUUCCGGAACGUUCAGCGACUUUGUCCAGAAGACCCUCGAUGAGCGCCAGUUGCACGAGCAGCUCGUCGAGUUGGACAAGGUGGGGAGAAGUUUCCAUUCUACCUCUCUCAAGAAAAGUUUCAAGAGUGGUCGGUUGUUUAUUUUAGUAUCAUUUUAAUACAAAAACCAAAAAUAGUUCUUAUUUUGAUUUGUGACUUUUUAACAAUGGCCUCCAAAAAUUUUAAUUUUUGAAUGGGAUGCGAAUCGAUAAACAGUUUGUAAUGAAAUGAAGAAAAAAAAAAUAUUGAUUGCUCCGGAGAUCGAUCCCGCGACCUCUAGAGCAACAGUCAAGCCCACUGAGGCUGCGACAGCGUUAUGAAGAACUUUUUUUUAGCAUGGUGAUUAACUUUCUACUCAAAGAUUUUUUCUAACAAGUUUUACAUUGACCAAAAAGCUCAAAACUUGAGUUUUCUCUCCUUUUCAGCGGUAACAUUAAUAAAUUAUCUUGAAAUUAUUCUCUGUGGGAUACUGUAGCGAUGAAGAUCUGCAGACACGUGCAACUUGCGGCCAAUGCGCACAAUAUUACGUCAAAUGAACAGUUUUUUACGCGUUUUUUUUUCUCUGUUUUACAUUUUUGUAAAGCGCUUCCAUUAAAAGUGCUAUUCAAAUCGUUUGAAAACUUUUGCUGGGUUGCUCAAAGGAUAAUAAGAAUAUUGAAUAAAAGCAAUUUCGAGCGGACUUUGAACAAAAAGGACUAGAAUUGAAGAUUCAAAAAUAUUUUUUUCUUAUAUUUUUCUAUGAUUCCUUUGAGCUGUUUUCAGAAUUUGGAAAGAACUACUCUUAAGACAUCGAAACUAUCUUUUUUUCCUCAAGAUGUUAUUAUCAAUUCAGGCUGUGCGCGAGUUCCGCGCCGAGAACUUGAGCCUCGACCGGCCGAAAAGCCCCGUCGUUUUCUUCGGCGACGCCGGCCGCCAGUACAAAAAUGCACGUCGAGACUCUGGAAACAGCGAGGAAGACGACCUGGACCUCCUCGUCAAGGCCAUCGCUCAUGCUAAUCGAUUCUGA